Drosophila ficusphila is the source of this 1649-nucleotide messenger RNA. RefSeq names its product U3 small nucleolar RNA-interacting protein 2 (gene U3-55K). NCBI's taxonomy places the organism in Eukaryota, Metazoa, Arthropoda, Insecta, Diptera, Drosophilidae. The transcript is spliced from 5 exons. Gene Ontology annotation, cellular component: small-subunit processome. The coding region runs from base 89 to 1546 and encodes 485 amino acids. The record is from RefSeq and is a predicted model, not a curated record. Gene Ontology annotation, molecular function: protein binding; snoRNA binding.
CUAUUAUAUGCACGUGGGGCCAAAGAAUUUAAAUGAAGUUGUUUUUAUAAGAAACUUUAAAUUAAAAUAGCAGGACUAAAAUUCCAACAUGUCGUCUUCCUUUUUUCUCAAGCCAGGCGCAAAAGGCACCAAAAAGCGCAAAAAUCCCACAGCAACAACAAAAGGAAAGCCCGUAAAAAAAGGCGGAAAAGUUGGAAAGUCUGCGCCCUCAGGCGGCGGACCAGUUCCGAAGAAGCAGCGCAGACCGAAGGAGGAGGACGAGGAAAUAGCCAGUGACGACGACGAGUAUAACAGCGAUGUGGGCGGCGAUCAAGGCAACACAUUGGCCUUUUCCUCCGACGAGGGCGAGGAGGAGACUCCGCAGGAUAAGCGCCUGCGUUUGGCCAAGCAGUACUUAUCGGAGAUCGAGCGUCAGGAGGCGGAUCGCGCCGAAGAUCGCGAGUUGGCCCAAAACGUUGAACAGCGCCUGCAAACCGAGUACUUGGACAGCGUGGGCAAACUGCGCCGGAAUAUCGCUGGUAGCCUUAAAUCCUGCGAAUCUUCCCGUAUCCUUAAGCACAAGAUCCACCACACGCCCAUCUGUGCACUGGCACUCAGCCCGGACGGCAAAUACCUCUACACGGGAGCAAAAUCGCAAUUUCUCCUUAAAUGGUGCACGGAAACGGGGAAAGUGCUGGAGAAAUCUGAUGUCCUGUCGCAUCGUGAGGAGCCCGAAACGGGGAAGAAAAGGCGCUCCCACGUCGUUACCAUCUGUCUGUCCUCGGAUAUGAAGUUCCUAGCCUUGGGGGAGGGUGGUCCCCACAUCCAAAUCUGGUGCCCGCAGACGAUGAAGCAUAUCAAAACAUUGAAAGGGCACAGGGACAGUGUGGCCGGUUUGGUCUUCCGCAAAGGAACACAUGACUUGUACUCGGCGGCAAAAGAUAGAUCGGUGAAAAUCUGGUCGCUGGAUGAGAUGGCCUACGUAGAGAGUUUAUUCGGUCACCAAACGGGAGUGACCAGCAUAGACGCCCUCAGUCGAGAACGGGCCAUUACCGCUGGCGGUUCCGAUUGUUCUCUGCGCAUCUGGAAAAUUACGGAGGAGUCCCAAUUAAUCUACAACGGACAUAAAGACAGCAUCGAGUGCGUGAAGUACAUUAACGAUGAGCACUUUGUCUCUGGUGGAAUGGACGGGGCAAUAAGUUUGUGGAGCGCCCUGAAGAAGAAGCCAGUUUGCACGACGCCAUUGGCACAUGGAGUGGGGGAUAAUAGCGUGGCCAACUGGAUAACAGCCAUUGCUGUGGUGGUCAACACGGAUUUAGUUGCAACAGGAUCUUUUGAUGGUUUUGUCCGCCUCUGGCAGACAAAUCCUAACGCGCGCAAGAUGCAACUCAUCGAGAGCAUACCCAUCGCUGGUUUCAUCAACGGAUUAGCCUUCAACGCCGAUGGCACCAAGCUGUUUGUGGCCACCGGCCAGGAGCACCGCCUGGGUCGCUGGUGGCGACUCAAGGAGGCCAAGAACCACAUAGUUGUAGUCGACGUUAAAUUACAGAGCGCGGCCAGCAGUUAGGUUAUCUUUUAGGCUUAAGUAAAGUUGUAUAGUUGUUUUAACAUGAUGCGUCGUGAAAAAAUAUACACAAUUAAAUAAGACAUUGUGUGCCUGAAAGUUUAAA